CGUUUCCAGAAGCUGUGAAGAUUUUCAGUGGAAGAUGGAGAGCCCACUUCUUUUAUUUCCCCAACUCAACAUUUCUGCUUCAAAGGAGAAACCCUAUUACAAAGUCAUGAAGCCAACAGUGAAAGAGGAGCCUCAUAAAGCAAGCAAGCCUGGAGCUAAGCAGAAGAGAAACAGGCUGAGCCUUCUCCUGCAGAAGUCUGAAUUCCAUGAAGGGGAGCAUCUGGGCAAACCUGGCAGCUUGGCAAAAGCAGCAAGCAGUGUGUCUCCUGAAGAGGCAGUGAAAUGGGGAGAAUCUUUUGACAAACUGCUUUCUGAGAAAGCUGGCUUGGAUGCCUUUACAAAGUUCCUGAAGACCGAGUUCAGCGAGGAGAACAUUGAGUUCUGGAUAGCUUGUGAGGAUUACAAGAGAAGCAAAACUUCACAUGAGCUUCUGCCAAAGGCUAAGACCAUCUACGAGACAUUCAUACAGAAAGAUGCUCCAAAAGAGGUGAAUCUGGACUUUCAGACCAAAGAAGCCACAAGUCAGAGCAUGGAGCAUCCCAUCCUCACCACCUUUGAUGCAGCACAGAACACUGUCUACAGGCUGAUGGAGCAAGACAGCUACCCACGCUUCCUGAGGUCUGACCCAUACCUAAGUUUGCUUAAGGGCAGGACUCCCACUCGCCCUGCCCUGAGGAGACGAUCACGCUCCUUUACCGUCAACGACUUCAAGGGGGUACGACCAGACUUCACUGUUUGGUAGCAGGGAAGCUCAGCCUGCACCAGUCCUGCCUACUGCAGCAGCUCCAAUGUGUCUUAAAAGCCAAAUCCUUAUCCUUAGCAGAUGCAAACGAGUGGAAGCCAAAGUUCUGU
Dryobates pubescens (Downy woodpecker) is the source of this 852-nucleotide messenger RNA. RefSeq names its product regulator of G protein signaling 18 (gene RGS18). The record is from RefSeq and is a predicted model, not a curated record. The coding region runs from base 35 to 742 and encodes 235 amino acids. The transcript has 5 exons. Lineage: Eukaryota; Metazoa; Chordata; Aves; Piciformes; Picidae.